This is a messenger RNA of Etheostoma spectabile (orangethroat darter), 3100 nucleotides long. It is a transcript of the gene tmem185a, whose product is annotated as transmembrane protein 185. Bases 210 to 1268 code for a protein of 352 amino acids. The transcript is spliced from 7 exons. The record is from RefSeq and is a predicted model, not a curated record. NCBI's taxonomy places the organism in Eukaryota, Metazoa, Chordata, Actinopteri, Perciformes, Percidae.
GGGUCUUCACCACUGUGUGUACUUCCGUCAUUUCCGUCCGACGGGGUUAAAAAAAACAAAACAUACGACUAGCAAAAGAGCUGUAAUGAAACCGAACCUAAAAAGCUCAACUACCUCCUACAUUACCAUGUGUAGCAUACAGGUUAGGCGGUGAGUUCGCUAACGACACGGGGAGCUAAUGUUGGGUAGCCAACCAGCCUUUUUACAACAUGAAUUUAAGAGGACUCUUUCAGGACUUCAACCCCAGUAAGUUCCUGAUCUACUCCUGUCUGCUGCUCUUCUCCGUGCUGCUCUCCUUGAGGCUGGAUGGCGUCAUCCAGUGGAGUUACUGGGCUGUGUUCACCCCGAUAUGGCUGUGGAAGCUGUUGGUCAUCAUCGGGGCCUCUGUGGGCACUGGAGUCUGGGCACACAACCCCCAGUACAGGGCUGAAGGGGAGACAUGUGUGGAGUUCAAAGCCAUGCUGAUCGCAGUGGGGCUCCACGUCCUGCUGCUGAUGUUCGAGGUGUUGGUGUGCGACCGCGUGGCGAGGGGAAAUUACUUCUGGCUUCUCGUCUUCAUGCCUCUCUUCUUCGUGUCGCCCGUCUCUGUAGCAGCCUGCGUCUGGGGGUUCAGACACGACCGCUCGCUCGAGUUGGAGGUGUUGUGUUCAGUUAACAUUCUCCAGUUCAUCUUCAUCGCCCUGAGGCUCGACAGGAUCAUCAACUGGCCUUGGCUGGUGGUGUGUGUUCCACUGUGGAUCCUGAUGUCCUUCCUGUGCCUUGUUGUCCUCUACUACAUCAUCUGGUCUGUCCUCUUCCUGCGCUCCAUUGACAUCAUCGCCGAGCAACGGCGGACUCACAUCACCAUGGCAAUCAGCUGGAUGACCAUCGUCGUGCCCCUCCUCACCUUCGAGAUCCUUCUGGUGCACAAGCUGGACGGCCACAACAGUCUGAGCUACGUGUGUGUGUUCGUCCCCCUCUGGCUCUCCCUGCUCACCCUCAUGGCCACCACGUUUGGCCAGAAGGGAGGAAACCACUGGUGGUUUGGCAUCCGUAAGGACUUCUGCCACUUCCUGUUGGAGCUCCUCCCCUUCCUGCGAGAGUACGGUAACGUGUCCUACGACCUCCAACGCAGCGAGGACCCCGAGGCGGCCGAGGAUCUGCCCGUCCCCGAACCGCCGCCAAAGAUUGCCCCGAUGUUCCACAAGAAGACCGGCGUGGUGAUCACACAGAGCCCCGGGAAGUACUUUGUCCCGCCGCCUAAACUCUGCAUCGACAUGCCGGACUAACUGGAUCAGGGCGGACGGGGACGGCUGUACUGACGGGUUCAAGUCGUGGAGCCAAAACCGCAGAGGACACUGUGUUUGUUUUGGUUUUAUCGAAGGAUUUGGUCCCCUCGCCUAAACUCUGCAUUAGCAUGGCUGCCGAGAGAGACGCACUAGAGCCAGUAUGGUGAUGGAACACUAAAGGAUCCACGAGAGUAAAGACUGCCCGGCCUAACUCGGUCGAGGACUGAAUCAUGGAACCAAAAGAAAGGACUUCUUUGUUUUUUAUCCGUAGGUGAAGUUUCACUGUUUUGCUUACUCCCAGUUUUAUCCAUUUCAUGAUGGACAUUUUGGGGGAAAUUGACAACAGAAUUGUCUCCGAUUCACUUGGAUCUAAAUAUUUAGGCUGACAUGAUCGCUGACAGACGAGCUGGAUCUGCGUAGACUUGAAUAUUUGACUCUGUAACAGCUGUUGAUCGUUGAUUCAGACAAACCUAAAGCGAAGAUGACAUUCGUCUUGCUUUAAGAUGGGGACCAUUAGAGAUACUAGCUUGAAUUUGGGAUUUUUUUCUCCCCUGUGUCCACUAUUGACCAUGCAGGGGGAGAAACAAAGGAAGAAAGGUUCAGCUUGUUUUCAGGUUCUUGGCACAAUGUUUGCAUGCCCAUAUGUAUACUGAAAGAGUUAGUACCUUUGCCAAGGAGGUAUGCUCUUUUUGUAUGUUCUUUUGUUCGGUUUGCUUCCCUCCAUCUGCCAGCAACAGCUAUUUUAAAAUAAUAAAUAAUAAUAAUAUAUACUUAGGUUCUUCCUUAGCCACACCUUUCCACCAUAAACCUCAUACUGCUGAUACACAAAUAUUUAGUUCACUCUUGUCAACAUUGUGGGGCAUCUGUGCUGCAUUCAAUUCAAUUUAUAUUGUCAAAUCAUAACAGAUGUUAUCUCUGCACCCUUUACAGAUACAGAGUAGGUCUAGACCUCACUUCAAUCUUCAAUUUACAGAAACCCAACAAUCCCCCAAGAACAUUUGAACACAGCAGCAGGAAAAAAAAGUCCUUUUUUCAUGUGGUGUCAGCAUAAUUGGAAAAAUGUAUUUCUGAUUAUAUUUCAUGACUCAACUAUUCCGCCUCCCUUUCCCUUCGUUGUCACGCAAAUACUGGACACGGCUAUCAAAGUGUUGUUUCAACACCCUGAGCAAUAAAAAAAAAAAACAUCUUCUGUGCAGCGUCGAUGUUGUUUCCACAUUACAACCUAAAGCUCGUGGACACGCUAAAGUUGGACUUCCCAACUCGGAAAAUGGGACCGUCCGAGGAGCGUGUGAAAGCACCGUGGCGGAGGUCUGCUGCUCGCUGUAAUCAUUCAUCUGUUCAUACUGGCUGUGUAAGGAUUCCUGCCGUCCUUCAUACCAACUCAAGAUGUGUUGGGAACAAAAUCCACAGUUUGUUAAAAAGUACAGCAAGUGUGAAAUUUCCUCUGUUUCAACAGAGUGUUUCCAUGUGAGGCUGUGCAGGAUAUGACAACACACAAAGGGGUUUCAUACGGUCGUAAGUCUCAUUAGCUUCAGCCCAAUGUUAGAAUGCAUAUCUGCACAGAACAAGAACUGUUGAUUUCAUCUCUCUUCCCCCCCCCCCUCUCUUUCAUUGCAGCGGGAUGAACGGGCUGAAUUAUUACAGUGACUCUUGCAAUGUGCAUUUGUCAUGCAAAUCUUGUUUUAAAAAUAUACCUGAAAAGAAAUUGAACCUUUAAAAGAGAACAAUGGAAAACGCACUUUGUUUAUCAGUUUUUUGUAUUCCUGUUUGUUUGUGUGUUUAAAUAACAUAAGUCACAUUGGGGACCAGAGUGGAGAUGACAGAGUUAAAGA